AUGGCGCGAUUGAUGGAAUGUGCUAAUAAGACAGUGUCAGACCCCAUGCGGACAGUCAGUUUGUUCCGAGUAACCAUCGAAGCUGAAGACUCGUCCCAACACCGGCGCCCCAAGACCCCGGACCACUGCGCAAAUACCCCUCUCCUCUUAUCCCCCAGCAUGGGCCGUCUACGUCUGCUUGUGCCGCUGGCGGCUGUCCUGCUGGUCUUCUGUGUGCAGCGAGUGAGCUCCGGGGCCAGUAAGGUCGAGGUGUACAAUCUCUACACGUUCCUCUUCAGUGACGCCAACUACAACCCUUCAGUUAGGCCCGUCUCGGACACUGGCACCAGUCUUUUAGUCUACAUGGCAUUCGCUCUCAAAUCUCUUGUUUCGGUUGAUGAAAAAUCUCAAACUCUGACAACGAACGUAGACUUGGAGUUAUCAUGGGGCGACACUUUCUUGUCCUGGGACAACGCUAGCUACGGGGGCAUCGAGAGCAUCACUGUUAAGCAGAAGUACCUAUGGCUGCCAGAUAUCAUCGUUGCAAACAGCGUAUCCAUGCGAAAAGAAAUGGGAUACGACGAGCUUCCGGUUCGACUUACGGCGAAUGGAGAGUUAAUUUGGUCGCCCUCAAUACUGAUUACUACCUCCUGCGAUAUCGUCGUCACUUACUACCCUUUCGACUCUCAGGUUUGCUCUAUAGAAUUCGAAACAGCUGUAUCCAAGAACUAUGAGAUCGAUCUCAAUAUUGACCUGCAAACCCCAAUAAAUAAGGAGUUAUUCAGCCGUGAUGGGUCUUGGAUAUUGGAUGAUUUCACGGCUGAGAAUCAGGUCGAUCAAAACGACAGAUCCAAUGUGAAGUUUACCUUGCUCUUGACUCGGAGGACGACUUUCUACGUAGUGAAUAUCAUUAUGCCAGUGUUGUUCCUGUCCCUGACGGGGUCCCUGGUUUUCGCCCUGCCUGCGGACGCGGGCGAGAAGAUGGGCACGAGCAUCACAGUGCUGCUGGCUUUUGCUGUCUACCUGACCAUUGUGGCCGAGUACCUCCCGAGCACGUCUCUCAACACGUCCGUGCUAGCCCUGUACCUGACAGCCCUACUAGGCUUCACAGCGCUCAGUGUCGUGGUCUCCGUGGCCAUCCUCCGUCUGCACCACAAACCUGACGACCAGCAAGUGAGCCAGUUCUUCGCUUCUCUCACUCACGGGCUACAGAAACUCACGCCCGGGACCGGGAACAGCAACAACAGUGACGAAGUUAGGGCUGCUCACCUCGGAUUUGAUAAAGAAUCGUCAGAAAACAAGAAGACAGACAGGAACUCUGUGGUGCCCAGCCCUGGCGCUUGGUCUGAAAGGUUAGAAGAUGUCCUCGACCCGAUUUCGUCUCGAUCUUGCUCUCCAAAUCUCGUCGACGAAAACCGUUUGACCUGGAGAGAAGUCGCUGAGACGAUAGACUGGUUCUGUUUCCUGCUGUUCAGCGGUCUGAUUGUCCUCACAACUAUCGGGACGCUGUCAGUGCUCGUGAUCGGCGCAGCCAUCAACAAACCCUCCAUCUGA
This is a messenger RNA of Aplysia californica (California sea hare), 1533 nucleotides long. Its product is annotated as acetylcholine receptor subunit delta-like. The coding region runs from base 1 to 1533 and encodes 510 amino acids. Gene Ontology annotation, biological process: monoatomic ion transmembrane transport; nervous system process; signal transduction. Gene Ontology annotation, cellular component: postsynaptic membrane; synapse; neuron projection. NCBI's taxonomy places the organism in Eukaryota, Metazoa, Mollusca, Gastropoda, Aplysiida, Aplysiidae. Gene Ontology annotation, molecular function: acetylcholine-gated monoatomic cation-selective channel activity; transmembrane signaling receptor activity. The transcript is spliced from 11 exons. The record is from RefSeq and is a predicted model, not a curated record.